UGGCGAGCAGCUCUGUAUCCUGUUGACAUAUUCCCAGAGAAUACAUGUUUAUACACACUAUCAGUGCCCGAGACACUAAAUGUGCACACACAAUACUGCGGAACUGCCCAGGAAACCUAUAGUGUUAUUCCCUUAUCUCCAUUAGGCCAAGAGGAGACGAGUACAUCUGCAUCACCAGAUGCCAUGAGUGCGAUAAUGUUACGAGAAUUUGUGACGUUUCUGGCCUGCAUCAUCGGCAUCGCAAUGUGCUAUACCAACCCCCCCAAGUGCCCAGCCGAGUGUGAAUGUGAAGGCCCAACGAUCACGUGCGACAGCGAGUUAGGGCCAUCACUAGACCCAAGAUUUACCUCCUUCAAGAUACAAGACGCAAGUCAUGCCAUCACUACUCUCUCACCUGCAAUCACAACAAAACUGAAGAACCUGGUGGAGCUGCAGUUAGUUACAGUGAGAUUAACAGAGAUAGAGCCUGGAGCACUGGGCAUAAUUGAGCGCCUGGAAAACUUGAAGAUAGCCAAUAACAACAUCCAUAAAAUUGGAAUAGAAACUUUCAAAAACUGUAGCAGCCUUAUUUAUCUUAACCUUGAAAAUAACAAUAUUAACGUGAUUGAAGACGGGACAUUUGCCUCAAUGAGUGAUCUUCGUAACCUAAGUAUAGCUCACAAUGACAUAAUUGCCCUUCCAAAACACUUACCGGCAAACCUUCAAGCUCUAAACACAGAGUACAACCAGAUAACCAAGAUUCAAGAUUUAUCUCUUAGCAGUCUUAUUUCUCUCAACUUGUGCUACAAUUCCAUCUCUAACAUAGAUCCAGAUCAGAUUGAUGUAAAGAAUGUCAAGGAACUCUGCCUUGGAGGAACAGUGUUUAAACUAAGUGACAAUCUAAUAAGCCAUGACACUUUUCCAAUCCUUGAGAGCUUGCAGCUAAAAGGAACUACUCAAAAUCCUGUGUAUAUAAAGGAAAUAUUUCAACGAGACAUUCAGAUAAUGGCAGAAAUAUCCCUCCACACUUUAGAGCUAAAAUCUUGCAGCCUACUAAGUGCACGCUUUUUCAACCAAAUGAAGAGCAAGCUACAUAGCCUGAAAGUUACGGAUACAACACUGACAUUAAGAGACCUUAGAAUGCCCAAGUUUACACUUCCAUCUAUAACCAUAUUUGACUUGUCAGGAUCCCCAAAUCUGGCACGGCUGUUUUUAACUUCACUUGCUCCAACCACCCUACCUGAACUGAAGAUUCUACGAAUGUCUCACUGUAACAUUAAGAUCUUUCCCGAGUCGUUUCUUCAAUAUAAAACGCCAAAUGUCAAUCAAGUGGACUUGAGCCACAACCCACUGGAGUGUACAUGUUAUGGACUAUCUUGGAUCCCAAAAUACGUAAGGCAGCAGAAGCUCAUUCUCCUUCACGAAGAAAACACAACUUGCGGCAGCCCCCAGCACCUCAAAGACAUACCACUGCUGACGGCUACACUCUGUCCCAUAACCAUAAACACCGAUGAAUCCACAAGCUCUACUGUUUACUUGGGUACCUCAUCUAAUAAAACAGGUGUAUCAAUGGACCACCAGCAAUGGGAUCUCUCUGCUAACCAAACAGACUCAACCAUCGGUACAAGCCGCAACGAACCACAAAGUCAUCUGCCAGUGAUCAUUUCCGGAAUUGUUGGUGCUGCUGUUUUAGUGAUUAUAUUGAUUAUGCUUAUGAGACCGAUUCUUAGCUGCUACAGGAAUGGAUUUUUCCUAGUCGAGGACAACAGUAGCAAUAAGGGAACAGAUCGAGUGACAGUUGUAUAUAUGAGUAAAUCCUAAGAUUGAGUGACAGUUGUAUAUACAUGUAAGUCCUAAGAUUGAGUGACAGUUGUAUAUACAUGUAAGUCCUAAGAUUGAGUGACAGUUGUAUAUACAUGUAAGUCCUAAGAUUGAGUGACAGUUGUUUAUACGUGUAGUCCUAAGACCAACUCAUUACUGUGAUGAUCGAUAACAUGUGCAGUGAUCAAAGAGAACUAUGAUUCCCAGAAUACAUAGAGAAAUCCCACUAACGUGAUGUAUCAGUGAGAAAAUUUGUAGGAGCCGUAAUGUAGAUUCGAACCUAUGCGCUGGGAAUCUUUUUCUCAUGAUUCCCAGCCAAGUUAUGAGUUAAACAAAUGUCAAUAAAGCUUAUUAAAAAU
Procambarus clarkii (red swamp crayfish) is the source of this 2159-nucleotide messenger RNA. RefSeq names its product carboxypeptidase N subunit 2. The record is from RefSeq and is a predicted model, not a curated record. NCBI's taxonomy places the organism in Eukaryota, Metazoa, Arthropoda, Malacostraca, Decapoda, Cambaridae. Gene Ontology annotation, cellular component: extracellular matrix. Gene Ontology annotation, molecular function: protein binding.